This is a messenger RNA of Miniopterus natalensis, 1523 nucleotides long. It is a transcript of the gene TBC1D7, whose product is annotated as TBC1 domain family member 7. Gene Ontology annotation, biological process: negative regulation of TOR signaling; activation of GTPase activity. Gene Ontology annotation, molecular function: GTPase activator activity. The record is from RefSeq and is a predicted model, not a curated record. Lineage: Eukaryota; Metazoa; Chordata; Mammalia; Chiroptera; Miniopteridae.
CCCGCCCGCCGGUCAGCGCCCCAGGCCUGGUGUCCGCGGCCGCCCCCGGACCGCCUGGUCUCCACCCGGGUGUCCACCACGAGAGGUGAAGCCUAACAGAGAUGGGACCUGGGGCCUCGGACCAGAGCGUGUGUACUUCUCCGUCAGAUAAUGAAACAUGACUGAGGAUUCUCAGAGAAACUUUCGUUCAGUAUAUUAUGAGAAAGUGGGGUUUCGUGGAGUUGAAGAAAAGAAAUCAUUAGAAAUUCUCCUAAAAGAUGACCGUUUGGAUAUCGAGAAACUUUGUACUUUUAGUCAAAGGUUCCCUCUCCCAUCCAUGUACCGUGCCUUGGUAUGGAAGGUGCUUCUAGGGAUCCUGCCUCCACACCAUGAGUCCCAUGCCCAGGUGAUGAUGUAUCGUAAGGGGCAGUACUCAGACAUCCUUCAUGCCCUGAAAGUCGUUCGCUUUGUCAGUGAUGCCACACCUCAGGUUGAAGUCUAUCUCCGCAUGUAUCAGCUGGAGUCUGGAAAGUUGCCUCGAAGUCCCUCCUUCCCACUGAAGCCAGAAGAUGAAGUGUUUCUUGCCAUUGCUAAGGCCAUGGAAGAGAUGGUGGAAGACAGUGUCGACUGUUACUGGAUCACCCGAUGCUUUGUGAACCAGCUAACCAACAAGUACCGGGACUCCUUACCCCAGCUGCCAAAGGCUUUUGAACUGUACUUGAAUCUGGAGGAUAGCCGGCUGCUGAGUCACCUGAAGGUGUGUUCUGCAAUGUCCAGACUGCCUUAUGAUCUCUGGUUCAAGAGGUGCUUCGCAGGGUGCUUGCCCGAGUCCAGUUUACAGAGGGUUUGGGAUAAAGUUGUAAGUGGAUCCUGUAAGAUCCUAGUUUUUGUAGCAGUGGAAAUUUUAUUGACCUUUAAAAUAAAAGUCAUGGCACUGAACAAUUCAGAGAAGAUAACAAAGUUUCUGGAAAAUAUUCCCCAGGACAGCUCGGAUGCGAUUGUGAGCAAGGCCAUUGACUUGUGGCACAAACACUGCGGGACCCCAGUACAUUCAGCCUGAACGCUGUGGACAGUCUGCCAGACCCGCCCUGAAUAUUCUGUGUGGGGACUGAUCUACUGAACUGACCGAAAACAGGGUUCUUGCUUUGAUGCUCAAAGUGUAAUUUCUUUCCAAAUUAUUGAAAUACCUGGCCUUCCUGUGUUGUGGAGCAGCAUCUUUGGGUUACACAGAGGUACAGAGUUUCACUCUGAAUACAAUAUAGAGUGUUGGGGUUUCUAAAUCAGUUCAGUCCCUGGGUGGGGAGGAAGGGAGGGGGUAGGUGCUUUAACAAGCAGUUCGUGGCCACGCCCUGCCCCUCUUCUCUCUAAUUAGCACCAAGCCAGUGACUUGCUAGGUCUAUUUCUGGAAUAAAGAAUAACUUCCUCUUGUUGACAACUCAGAUUUGGCUUUUGUUGAGGCAGUACUUGUUUAAAUCUAAACUGACUGCUUUCUGAGGCUUUGUUUUGCUAAAUAGGUUUAAAUAAAGGACUUGUAUUUUUUUUUC